Messenger RNA from Nomia melanderi (Alkali bee), 1572 nucleotides. RefSeq names its product iron-sulfur cluster assembly factor IBA57, mitochondrial. Gene Ontology annotation, biological process: iron-sulfur cluster assembly. Lineage: Eukaryota; Metazoa; Arthropoda; Insecta; Hymenoptera; Halictidae. Gene Ontology annotation, molecular function: protein binding. The record is from RefSeq and is a predicted model, not a curated record. Gene Ontology annotation, cellular component: mitochondrial matrix.
GUACUAAUAAUUGAGAGUUUUAUCGUAGAUGUCAGUGGUGCGCUUUUCAACUAUUGUUAUUAUGUGUGAAGCAAAUAUUAUUUAAAAUCAUCUUGAACGAAACUUACAGAUAAGCAGUAUGAAUUCAGAAUAUAAAAACUAAAUAGUUAUUCUUCUGUUUCGCAUGGGUUUCUCUGAUAUUAUUCGUAAAGUUACGUGUCAAAGGGUGUAAUUAUUUUGGUGCAUUAGUGGCUCCUGUGUGAAGAUGAAGAAUUCAAAGUAUCCAAGGAAUUUCUGAUUGAAACAAUGGUACAUUAAUCUGAAACUCAAACAAGAUUUCGGCAGUUGUUCUGCAAUCAAAUAAAAACGUUGGACUUGCACAAAUAGUUUGGUGAAAUUCAGUGCAAUGAUUGUACAUCUUAAAAGAUUUGUAUUGCCAUUCUGCAAGGUGGAUAAAUUUGGAAGAUUUUGUACAAGUUUUGUUAGACAUGAUUCUUCCCAAGCUUCGUCCAAAGUCUUAGAGCAUCUGAAAAAUAGGAGUUUAUUGCGAAUUAGAGGAAAGGAUGCUUCAGAUUUUCUACAAGGAUUAAUUACAAAUGAUAUGAAACACAUUGGGGAAGGAGCUGCUAAUUUAUAUGCAUUGUUUCUAAAUAUAAAGGGUAGAGUGUUGUAUGAUGUUAUUGUAUAUAAGAGUCAGGAAGAUGAUGUAUUUUACAUUGAAUGUGAUUCGCAAGCUGCAGGUUCAUUACAAAAGCAUUUAAAAAUGUAUCUUGUUAGGAGGAAGAUAGACAUAGAUAAUAUAGAAAGCAACAUAAAUGUUUGGUCAUUAUUCGAUGCUGUCCCAUAUGCAAUUAAUACUGGUACUGAUAAUAGUAGGCAAAAGCUUGAAGGUGCAAUCUUCCCAUGUGGUACUCUUAAUAAUAAGUCAAGUAAAGUAAUAGAUAACAUUAUGAUCUAUGAAGAUCCUAGACUUUCAGAUUUAGGUAUUAGAAUCUUGGCAGAGUCAAAUGUAGGACAAAAUGAAAUAAAAAAACAUUUGAACUCUGAUAUAUCUAUUUCUGAUAAUGCAUUAAGUUACAAAGCAUUUCGCUAUAAACUUGGAAUACCUGAAGGCAUUAAUGAUUUACCACCAGGUCAGCCUUUGCCUUUAGAAAUUAAUUGUGAUUACUUGCAUGGAGUUAAUUUUCAUAAGGGUUGUUACAUUGGUCAGGAAUUAACAGCGCGUACUUAUCACACUGGUGUAGUCAGAAAACGUAUAAUGCCACUAUUAUUUGAGGAGCUUCCUACUAAAUCUCUUUCUUAUGAUGAUAAAAUUGUAGACGAUUCUGGUAAUGUAGUGGGUAAAUUUAGGGGAAAUGAAAAAGAAUAUGGUUUGGGUUUAAUGAGAAUUAAAGAAUCUUUGAAUGCCAAAUCUCUUACUAUAUUAGGUAUGAAAUUGAAAAUAGCAAUGCCUAGUUGGUGGCCACAAGAAUUAGAAAAUGAAAGCACUACUGCUGAUAGAAAAUAAUGAAAGUAAUUAUUAUUCAUUUACACAGAGUGUUGUCUCUAUAUGUAAAAUUGUAAUAUUUAAAUGUCAAAUAAAUUUACUACGAG